Rosa rugosa (rugosa rose) is the source of this 1264-nucleotide messenger RNA. RefSeq lists its product as uncharacterized. The transcript is spliced from 5 exons. Bases 182 to 997 code for a protein of 271 amino acids. The record is from RefSeq and is a predicted model, not a curated record. Lineage: Eukaryota; Viridiplantae; Streptophyta; Magnoliopsida; Rosales; Rosaceae.
AAAAAAUAGAAUAUUCAGAUUCAAACAGAUUCUGAGAAAUGUUCAUUAUCAGAACCUUUUCACUUCCUUCACGUCUUCAACCUUCGUAAUCCCAAAUUGCCACUCCGCACCCCAAACCCUAAUUCCCAAAUUGUCAAUCCGCUUCAAUUCUCCCCCAAUUGGUUCUGGGUCUGAGCUCAAGAUGAGUAAUUUGAGAACAAUCUGUAGGCCACACGCCGUCGUCACCUCCUUCAUAUGUUGCAGACACCAAGCUCGCUUCAGCUUUAGGGUUUCCUUUCAGCGAAACCCUAAUUACUCGCCACCUAGUCUUUUGCCGGCGUCGUCCGAUUUCGCGAGAUUGAAUCGGAGCGAGACGUGGUUCCGAGCGAACCAGAGAAGAUCCAUUGUUAGGGCUUCGAAUUGGGCCCACCCCAAGUCUCCCUACGAAACCCUUGAAUUAGAGUUGGAUGCUGAUGAUGAACAGAUAAAGGUUGCUUACAGAAGACUGGCCAAGUUUUAUCAUCCUGAUGUCUAUGAUGGCAGAGGGACCCUGGAGGAGGGGGAAACAGCUGAAGCUAGGUUUAUCAAGAUUCAAGCUGCUUAUGAAUUGCUUUUAGAUGAAGAGAAGAGGGGCCAAUAUGACAGGGAUAACCGAGUCAACCCAUUGAAAGCAUCUGAAGCAUGGAUGGAGUGGCUAAUGAAAAAGCGAAAAGCUUUUGAUCAGCGAGGUGAUAUGGCAAUAGCAGCUUGGGCUGAGCAACAGCAGCGUGAGAUGAAUAUCCGUGCACGUCGACUCUCUCGUUCCAAGGUUGACCCUUACGAAGAGAAGAAAAUCCUGGAGAGAGAAAAGAAGGCCUCUGCAGAGUAUUUCUCCAGUACGCUGAAGCGGCAUACACUAGUCUUAAAGAAAAGAGACAUCAUGAGAAGGAAAGCAGAGGAAGAUAAGAGAAAGAUCAUCGGUCAGCUUUUAGCUGCAGAGGGACUUGAGCUUGACACAGAUGACGAAGAAACUCGGUAACUGAAGAUUUACGCAUUGCCUUCUACAGUUGUAUUAUAGCAUACCAUAAGCUGCAGAGGGGGGCAGAGGGGCUUGAGCCUGACAUGGAUGAUGAAGAAACUCGGUUGAUGAAAAUUUACUCGUUGCCUUCUGCAAUUGUAUUAUAGCAUACCACUCGGAAUAUACCAUCCAUAUUACUUUUUACUGCAAGAACAAAAUACAAAAUUGUAUAUAUUUUUCAUUGCAGAAAAUAGACUAAAUUAAUGAGAAAUAUUCGUUAUUAUUGGA